Molecule: messenger RNA, 3011 nt
Organism: Sardina pilchardus (European sardine)
Lineage: Eukaryota; Metazoa; Chordata; Actinopteri; Clupeiformes; Clupeidae
Gene: ing3
Product: inhibitor of growth family, member 3
Exons: 12
Coding region: 91-1368 (425 amino acids)
Biological process (GO): regulation of DNA-templated transcription
Cellular component (GO): NuA4 histone acetyltransferase complex
Source: RefSeq, a predicted model, not a curated record
AUUUUUUCCUUCGGCAUUCAGUGACUGACGGCGCCAUAUUGAAGAUCACAAUUCCUUUCAUAUUACGCGUAAAACCACCAAUCUACCAAAAUGCUGUAUUUAGAGGACUACCUCGAAAUGAUCGAGCAGCUACCCAUGGAUCUCCGCGACAGGUUUACGGAAAUGCGAGAGAUGGACCUCCAAGUACAGAACGCUAUGGACCAGUUGGAGCAACGCGUGAAUGAGUUCUUCAUCAACGCCAAAAAGAACAAGCCGGAGUGGAGGGAGGAACAGAUGGAGGUCAUUAAAAAGGACUACUACAAGGCGCUAGAGGAUGCAGAUGAGAAGGUCCAGCUGGCCAAUCAGAUUUACGAUCUGGUGGAUCGUCACCUACGCAAGCUGGACCAAGAGCUGGCCAAGUUCAAGAUGGAGCUGGAGGCCGACAAUGCCGGAAUCACCGAGAUCCUGGAGCGACGAUCGCUGGAGAUGGACAGCCCCUCUCAGCCUGUCAAUAACCACCACGUCCACUCACACGCCACCGUAGAGAAGCGCAAGUACACAACGCCGGCUCACCACACAACGGAACACGUGCCAGAGAAGAAGUUCAAGUCCGAGGCCCUCCUGUCCACACUCACGUCGGAUGCAUCCAAGGAAAACACUCCAGGUUGUCGUGCUAACACUGUGUCGGCGGCGGCAGCGGCGGCGGCGGCGAACAGCGUGUACAGCGUCAACUCGUCUCAGCCGCUCAGCUCCUACAACCUCACCGCCCUCCCAGCAGGCCCUGGGGCCGGGGCUGGGGCCAUCACCAUGGCAGCAGCACAGGCCGUCCAGGCCACCGCUCAGAUGAAGGAGGGCAGGCGAACGUCCAGUCUGAAGGCGAGCUACGAGGCCAUCAAGAACAACGACUUCCAGCUGGGCCGGGACUUCACGGUGGGCCGUGGCGACGCCUACUCCAGCUCGGCCCUGGCCUCCACCCUCACCCAGAACCUCACGCAGCCCAGCAACAGCGCCGAGGCCCGCGGCAGCGGCCGCAAGACCAAAGGCAACAACAAGUCUUCCAACCACCAGUCGUCUUCGUCGUCCUCCUCCUCCUCCCUGUCGUCGUGCUCGUCCUCCUCUGCGCUGGCCCAUGAGCUGGUGCAGCAGGCCUCCGCGCUGCCCGAGGCCGACGCCAACAGCCAGGUGGACUGGACCUACGACCCCAACGAGCCCCGCUACUGCAUCUGCAACCAGGUGUCCUACGGUGAGAUGGUGGGCUGCGAUAACCCAGAUUGUCCUAUCGAGUGGUUCCAUUACGGAUGUGUGGGGCUGACAGAAGCCCCCAAGGGCAAGUGGUAUUGCCCCCAGUGUAACGCUGCGCUGAAGAGGAGGGGCAGCAGACACAAAUAAGCUCCUCGUGAUGCCCCCAGUGGACCCAAAGUACCCCCCCCCCCCUCUCUCCUAAAGCCCAGGAGGAUCCCAAGUACCCCCCCUCCCUCCUCUCCUCUCCUGCCACCCACCCAACCCAUCCCAACCGAACUGUCCAUCUCAGCCUUGCAGAGGCUAUUCCUGCUACGUCCCCACCGUGUGUGUGUGUGUGUGUGCGUGUGUGUGAGAGAGAGAGUAAGACACAUAUCACUGUAUCUGCAAUGUGAUUUUCCCAUAUGUAUUAGACACGACAUAUCCAUACCUCUGCCAUGUCCUUUGCCGUGUGUGUGUGUGUGUGUGUGUGUGUGUGUGCAAAACAGGUGGGUGGGGACGGUGUGGUCACACACUCAGACAUUCCUCAAGCUGCCAUGUGUGUGGGGGGGGUCGCGACCCCUGAGCAUGUUGCAGUGUGAAACGCCUCCUCUGAUACAAGCUCACACACACACGAGCAGCGUCCGCUAAACGCCAUCCUAACCAUCGCUGUCCCAUCACUCUCUCUCACACACACACACACAUACACGCGCUCACACACACAGAGUGAGAUACAGCUGUUCACUAAAGAAAAGGCUCGAACAUUUUCUAUCCCAACACCCACACACACCCACACACACACACAUAUUCUCACACAUUAGUGUAUAUUCACACACACAUUCACACCCAGUCCUCUGCUUCGAGGGUAAAGUCCAGGACGAAUAUCUGCCCAUUACUACCCAUACAGAGCGCAGCUAACUCGCCCUGAUCCGGCCCACAGUCACACCCGAUCCGGCCCUGAACUGGCCCACAGUCGCACCUGAGCAGGGCUGGAUCCGGCUCACAGUCAUAUUGGAGUUGGAUCUUAUCUGGAGGAGGAGUUUGUUGUACAUGGGUUAGUGAACUCCCUGGGUUUGUUAACUCACUUAAUUCACUCACUUAGAUAACUCUCUUAGUUAGUUAACUCUGGGUUGGUGAACUCAGGUUAAGUGGUAAAUCUCCUAGUCGAAGACCCCUGUAUCUUAAUUAACUUUCUUAGUUAGUUAACUCUGGGUUAGCUCGGAUUAAGUGGUAAAUCUCCUAGUAGUAUCUUAAUGGUCCUGGCAGGGCAAGACAGGGGGCAUGUUUUUUUAGGAGGAUUACUUCUGCUGCUGCUACUACUGCGUGCUGUGAGUUAACUUACCCAGGUGUGCCUCCCAGUCAUGCACUCGGGCUGCCUCCCUCUGGUCACAAAUUGGUGUUUGGAAACUUCAGAAUGCCAGUUGAUGAAGAAGAUAAUGAUUACAUGGAGAUGAGGAAAAAAUGUUAAAUGUCAAUUGCUGAUUGAAAGAUUUCUUUUUUUUUUUUUAAGAUGGUUGUGCUAGUUACUGGUUAAAGUGGUGUGUCCGUCAGAUUUUGUUUUGACCAAUGCUUCACCUUAAAAGUGUGAGCCCUGUAAAAUAAACAAAAAAAAAUUGUAUAGAACAAAGUGAUUAUUGAGGUAUGUGUGUUUAUACGUAAGUGCGCGUGAAUGUAUGUAAGCACGUCGGAGCGGACGUGCUGACGUAAGUGUCUGUGUGUAUGUCUUUACUAGGCCGUUCUGCACUGAAAUUGUAAUUGAACGUUUCCAGAGAUGUGGAAAGAAAAAAAAACACAAUAAAACUUUUUUUUUGGUA